GUAAUCUCCCCCUUGCAUAAGAAUGAUGAUCGCGCUCCAAGGAACGAAUUUGUGUUUUGUUUUGUUUGGACAACGUUUCGUUGCCAAAUGCUACGAUGCUCGUACGUCGAGUAUUAUACGCGUUUGCAUUAUGCUUGAUACCUGCUGGAGGUUUAGCCCAAACUCAUGAGCUUGACAGACGCGCCGUCGAUCCUUUAGCCGGAACAUCCGAGUGUGCGAGGACAUGUUUCACGAAGACGAACGACACAGAAGCUUUUCAAGGCAGCCAAACGGACGACCUAUGCCAAUAUAAGCCAAUUUAUCAUAGUGUAGAAGUAUGCGUCAAACACGACUGCAAUUUCACCGAGAUCUUGGACUUCAAGAACAGAACAUCCCGCGCAUGCGACUGGCCGAUCACCGACCGUCGUCAAGAAAUUCGAAUCAGCUGUUUGACAAUAGGCAUUUUGGCUAUGGUCUUCUUUACCAUGAGAGCCAUCUCAAAGAUAAUUGGAUUCGUGCCAUAUGGGCAUGACGAUAGUCUGAUAUCAGCAACUCUGCCAUUUAUUAUCGCAUUUAAUAUUUUCUGCCAAGUCCUCACCUCGAAGGGUCUCGGACUCGAUAUUUGGUUCGUGGAAGAAGAUGAUAUUCGCACCUUUCUCAUCCUGAUUUUCGCUUCCGAACUAUCGUACGCUACAGCUCUCGCCCUCUUGAAACUAUCGAUCCUAGCCUUCUUCCUUCGCAUAUUCCCUGAUCAGAAAUUCCGCACCAUUGUUCGAUGGACUACGAUCUUUAUUCUCGUCAUGUGUCCCCUAUAUCUAGCACUCAUCCUCGCUCAACGAAGGCCACUCGAUCUGUUUUGGAAUGGGUGGAAGAAUAAGAAUCCGCAAGGUGUUAUCUUGAGUGGAAAUCUCAUAGGCAUAACACAUGGUGCAUGGAACGUUGCUUUGGAUAUUUGGAUGAUGAUUCUUCCAAUGACGCAACUGCUGAAAAUCGGGAUCAAGCUGAAGAAAAAGAUUGGGGUAAUUGCCAUGUUCGGAGUGGGCCUCUUCCUUACAAUUGUCAGUUCCGUUCGGAUCCCAAGCCUUAUAGUAUUUUCAACUUCACGGAACAUAACCGGUACAAAUCACUCGAGUCUCUAUGCUAACUUCUGCUGACUGUCCACGCAGCCGACUCCGUCGGAAUAAUAAUCUGGUCAAACAUCGAGAUUUGCGUAGGCAUGAUGGUGGCAUGCAUGCCUGGAGCCCGUCAAUUCGUCCGAGACACUAUACUGAUAGUGAAACGAGGAAACGAGUCCGAUGGGUCUAGCGCUGAGAACAUAUUCAUUGAGCGGACAAUAGAGACGAUCCAAACUGAUGCGGACGAGACAGUUAUGAGUUCUAUAGUGAGACCAGAGGAAGUGCUAUUGUCAAAAUGACAACGAAUUGUUGGCUGCCGUCACCAAGAUGGAGGCCAUGAUGAUGAUUAAUGAAAAAAAAAAAACUAUUAUACCGGUCUUGAUGCAUCCACAAUUAAUUUCUACCACCCUAUUUCAAUUGCUCAUUACAGACUUGGACGAACGGUGCUUAUGAUUGUUCGCGGUGGUUGACAACAACCGAAGCGUUUCCCUUCUCCUUACCUCCCAUCUCCUCAACAUCUCCAGUCAGAUCCUCAGGCUUGUAGUUUCCAAACUUGCGGAGAGCAAUACCCUCAUUGAACAUACGAUCGAUCUGCUCCAGAGAUUUGCCCUUGCACUCAGGAACACAAAAGACAACAAAGACAAUAGCCAAUGCCAGAAUACCAGCGAAAACAAAUCCAACCUUUGAGCCCAGACCGGCGUAUUGAGGAUACAACAUGUAGGGAAUGCUGAAGCUGACGAGGAAGUUG
Messenger RNA from Fusarium odoratissimum NRRL 54006, 1842 nucleotides. RefSeq lists its product as uncharacterized. Bases 96 to 1133 code for a protein of 345 amino acids. NCBI's taxonomy places the organism in Eukaryota, Fungi, Ascomycota, Sordariomycetes, Hypocreales, Nectriaceae. The record is from RefSeq and is a predicted model, not a curated record. The transcript is spliced from 7 exons.